Penicillium antarcticum is the source of this 216-nucleotide messenger RNA. RefSeq lists its product as uncharacterized. The record is from RefSeq and is a predicted model, not a curated record. The transcript has 3 exons. Bases 1 to 216 code for a protein of 71 amino acids. NCBI's taxonomy places the organism in Eukaryota, Fungi, Ascomycota, Eurotiomycetes, Eurotiales, Aspergillaceae.
AUGGACACUGUCAAGGAUGCUGCCAACUACGUCUCUGAGACUGUCCAGGGCAAAGGCGCCCAGACUUCUAAGGAGGCCAACAAAAACGUCGCCAAGGAUUCGGAUGCCAAUCUGAGUACCCGUGCCAGCGCUGCGAAAGAUGCAAUUGUCGACAAGAAAGACGAGAAAUCCCAUGAUACAAAGGCAGAUGUGAACAAGGAAUCUGCUAAGCACUAA